UGUACAUAAUUUAGAUUUUAAUUGCAUUUGAAUACACCGAGUGGGAGGGAACAUGGUCAAAUACAUGAACGAGUAUACAGUAAACAUUUGGUUUUAAAACCCAAGCUGGUUUUGGUUUUCACCAUUGUUUGCAAGAACAGAAAUGGCGCGACGCUUCUCUCAACUACCCUCUCUCUUCAAAACUACCAAAACUUAUUUUCAUACUCCAAAAUCAUAUCUCAGAAUACCCAGUAAACAAUCGAACUCUCUUUUCUUCAUCGGCUCAAGAACCCGAGUAAAGGAUUCAUCUUUCCCAUUUGCACAAGCAUCUCGAUCGUAUGCUAGAGGGAAACAACCUCAUUACAAUCUCUUCAGCAAUGGGAAGCCCGGAGACAAGAAAUUUCGAGAAGCAUGGGGAAAGAAAAUCGACGAAGACGAUUGUCUCUGGACAGGAAGCGAAGAAGACGAAAGUGACACAGAAACCCAAAAAACCAAUCUCAAUGAAGAAAUCAAAAAAGUCAAACAACAAGCGGAAGACCACUCGAAUCUCAUCGAUGGCGACGACAGUGACGAAUUAAGAAGCGUAUGGUCUGGAAGCGACGAAGAGAAAACCCUCUGGACAGGUAGUGAAGACGACGACGAUGACGACAUCCCGACAGACCCUUACCCUAACGAAUCCAGCGAUGCGUAUUUAGACAAACUAUUCGAAUUUGAUGAAAAACCAAAGUAUCGGACAAUUUCCGAGCUUUUGAAAUCCGAAGAACAAGAACAGGAAGAAUUAUCUCCGGGAAAGCAAGCGAGAAAACUUGCGGUUGAAAAUGCUUUGAAGAAACUGAAGAAAGGAGCCGAUGGGCGUUAUGUUAAUGUGUGGGAAGUGAUGAGUGAUUUGGAUAUUUUGAUUGGUGCUUUUGAGAAUAUUGUUUCUGGACCUGAAUAUGAAGAGUUGAGAAAAGGUGGACCUAAGAAAUUGAAUAUGGAGUUUUUUAAAGAUAUACAGAAGAGAAUGAGGGAUCCGAAUUAUAAAUUUUCGCCCGAGUUGAAGCUGAAACCGAAGAGUAAAGUGGUUCCAAGAAAGAAAUGGCAGAAGGCACAGUCUAGAAGAAGGAAAGCACAGAAGCGUUAGGCAUAUGACGUUCUAUGACAAUAUAUUGCUUUCUAUGGCAUUUUGAAAAUUUGAAAGUUCGAACAAGUUGUGCGUUUGAAAUCAUUAAAACGACACCACUACAUAGGCCAAAAGAAUAUUUUUGUUCGAAAACUUUUGUCGGGUUCAAAAUUGCAAACAACUUGUUACAGAAAAGCAUGUUCGAAAAUGAUAAUGAAGUCUGGAAAUUUAGAAAAAAAAGCAUUUUAAGUACUACCUUUUUUUCUUUAGAAACUAGAAUUCAAAAAUUACAAUUUUCCAACUCCAUGAUUAUCUUGGUGAAUUCAUAAUAAAUUGUUUAAUUU
Messenger RNA from Lactuca saligna, 1425 nucleotides. Lineage: Eukaryota; Viridiplantae; Streptophyta; Magnoliopsida; Asterales; Asteraceae. The record is from the annotation of a GenBank genome assembly.